Messenger RNA from Suillus fuscotomentosus, 543 nucleotides. RefSeq lists its product as uncharacterized. The transcript has 2 exons. The coding region runs from base 1 to 543 and encodes 180 amino acids. The record is from RefSeq and is a predicted model, not a curated record. Lineage: Eukaryota; Fungi; Basidiomycota; Agaricomycetes; Boletales; Suillaceae.
AUGCCACACACUCAACAGAUCCAUGCUGGCGACCCUGCAUAUGCUUCUCCUGUAAUUCGUCCUCCUUCUCCUGCAAGUUCUGUGGGAACCGCAUACGGGCCCGAUGACACGUCUCUAUCUGACUCGGGAUUGAAUCAGGAUGUUUUCGAGCGAAAGUGGAUCGCCAGCCUUCGACUUGAUGAACCGAAACAUGAUGAAGUCCAUAGCUUGAAAGAUCCCUUGAUAAUUUGUCCUAGCGAUCCGCAAGAACAGAAGCUGCUGUUUGAGGAAAUAUUACGUGGCUUCCGACAGCGUGUUCAACAGCUAGAGGAGGAUGAAAUAUUUCAGCAAGCAGUCAUAAACGGUUCUCAAAUUGGAAAGGAACAACUACCUUCAGCUGACAACGUGGAGAACUUGAUACAGAACAUGAUGGGCGCCUCAAUAGGAAACGAAGCAAGCCACAUACAAGAUGGUCCUUGGAAUAGACGCAACACUACUCAUGCGACUCCCACUUCCAGCAGUAUGAGGACCGCUGCCGGGAAAGGGCGACUAGGGACAACCUGA